Messenger RNA from Theobroma cacao (cacao), 1341 nucleotides. Its product is annotated as aldo-keto reductase family 4 member C8-like. Lineage: Eukaryota; Viridiplantae; Streptophyta; Magnoliopsida; Malvales; Malvaceae. Gene Ontology annotation, molecular function: oxidoreductase activity. The record is from RefSeq and is a predicted model, not a curated record.
UCUAUAUAAUAUAUUUAAAAACGAUAUUUUUAAUGAUCGAUAUUUUCAAUUCAUUCGGUUGUAAAUUUUUAGAAUCGAAAAUUAGUCAAAAUUACCGAACAAAUCGUCUCUUUGAAUCGAUUGAUGUCGAAACCGAAAAAAUAAAACUGAAUUAACUGAAUUCAAUCGAUUUCGAUCAGUUGUUUCGGUUUAAACCGAUUAAUCGAUUCGCAGUUGUGAAGUGCUGUGUUUUCGUCAUCCUCGGUUCUCAACGUUCUGUGGAAGAAAUGGCAGAUGAUAUCAGAUUCUUUGAACUGAACACAGGAGCUAAGAUCCCUUCUGUUGGAUUAGGCACUUACGGUGCCAAACAACAUGGUGUUAUCCAAAACACUGUCACCACUGCCAUCAAGGUUGGGUAUCGGCACAUUGAUUGCGCUUCACUGUACGGCAAUGAAAAGGAGAUUGGUUCUGCUCUAAAGAAAUUGUUCAAUGAAGGUAUAGUGAGGCGUGAAGACUUAUGGAUUACCUCCAAACUCUGGUGUAGUGAUCACUUGCCUGAAGAUGUACCAAAGGCAUUGAAUAAAACUCUGCAAGAUUUGCAACUUGACUAUGUGGAUCUCUAUCUAAUACAUUGGCCAGUCAGUUUAAAAAAGGGAUCAAUUGUUGUUACGCCUGAAAGCUUUACACAACCUGACAUACCUGGUACGUGGAGAGCAAUGGAGGCACUCUAUGAUUCUGGUAAGGCUCGGGCUAUUGGAGUGAGUAACUUCUCUUCAAAGAAGCUUGGAGAUCUGUUGGAAGUGGCACGUAUAACUCCUGCUGUCAAUCAAGUGGAAAUUCACCCUGUAUGGCAGCAGCCAAAGCUGCACGAAUAUUGUCAAUCCAAGGGAGUUCACUUGACGGGAUAUUCUCCAUUGGGUUCCCAAGCUGGAGAAAAUGUCAGGAAGAAGGUCCUGGACAAUCCGGUUGUUAAAAUGGUGGCAGAGGAACUAGGGAAAUCUCCAGCACAAGUGGCUCUUCGCUGGGGACUGCAAAUGGGUCAUAGCAUACUUCCUAAGAGCAUAAGUGAGGCAAGGCUGAAGGAAAACAUUGAUGUCUUUAACUGGUCUAUACCUGAAGAUAUGAUUGCCCAGCUUUCUCAAAUUCAACAGGAGAGGCUAGGAAGAGCCGAACAUUUUGUGCAUGAUAGUUAUGGUGUAUAUAGGACUGUUGAAGAGCUUUGGGAUGGUGAAGUCUGAGCAGACAUAUGUUCGGAAGUUGUUCCCCUUUAAUUUAAACAUAAUAGACAAUGCUUCUAUGUUGUUUCCCUGUUGCCUCCUGAUUUGCAAUAGAUAUGCUUGUUACAGGCUCGGUUCAUUUCAA